AUGAAGUUCUGUUCAAUCGCAGUGUUUGGGCUCCUCAGUCUAGCUGGCGAUGCUUUGGCUCAGAAGACCAUCAAGGUUAUGCCGUUUGGUGCCUCGAUUGUCACGCGAUGCUGGCGCACCAAUCUUCACGCAAAGCUCAAGAGUGCCGGUAUAACCAACAUCGACAUGGUCGGUUCCCAGAAAGGAUCGGCCGACUGUCUUACCCAAUUUCCCGGAACGGACAAUGACCAUGAAGGUCACCCUGGUUCAUUAGCUACCGACUACGCAGCAAAGGGCAACCUCACCACAUGGUUGAACCAACAACCAGAAAUCGAUGUCGUCCUCAUGUUCCUUGGACACAACGACAUCAUCCUCGGACAUAAGCCGUUCGACCAGAUUUUCGCAGCAUACGACACAUUGAUCGCGCAGAUGAGGAAAAAGAACCCGAAGAUGCAAAUUGUAUGGUCGAACUUGACACCCAUUGAUCCUAAGCGAUGGGACUCUACCAGCAGUCCCAACAAUUCCAAAGACGUUGCCGCUCUCUCCGCUAGAAUCAAGAGCUAUGCCCCCACUAAAUCAACCGCCGAUUCCCCGGUCCGUUUCGUUGACAAUUUCGAUGGCUACGACCCAGUGAAGGAUACCGAGGAUGGUGAACACCCCAACCAAGGUGGCAACGAGAAAAUGGCGACCAAGUUUCUUGCCGCAACUACGGAUGCCAUCAAAGCAGUAAUAACGCCCAAGACAAACAAGAUGCGAAACACCAUUAUUGGAACGGAUUUCGUCAAUGUCCUCCAAAACUUUCUGAGUGAAGGCAAAAAGGACUAG
This is a messenger RNA of Parastagonospora nodorum SN15, 804 nucleotides long. RefSeq lists its product as hypothetical. The transcript is spliced from 3 exons. Gene Ontology annotation, molecular function: phosphatidylcholine lysophospholipase A1 activity. The record is from RefSeq and is a predicted model, not a curated record. Lineage: Eukaryota; Fungi; Ascomycota; Dothideomycetes; Pleosporales; Phaeosphaeriaceae. The coding region runs from base 1 to 804 and encodes 267 amino acids.